AUGAAGGAAUUCAAGCUAGGAAUCGUCAAGCCAGAAGUCGUCAACGCUGUGACGUCUGUGGAGGAAGCGGUGAGCAUUCAUCCCAAAUGGGACACGAAGGCCACGACCUACGACUACGCGCUUCUGAAGCUGAAGACGCCACUGGACUUCAGCGGUGCCGACAGCGCUGUGAUGCCCAUCUGUCUUCCAACAAAGAACCAGGAAUUCGAUGGCGAGAUCUGCACCGCAACCGGAUGGGGAUUCACUAAAGAUGGUGGCAAGGUCUCGAAGAUCCUUAAGAAAGUGGACUUGCCUAUCGUACCUUUCGAGGAGUGCAAGGAGGACUACGAGGGGGUCGCCGAGGUGGACGAGAACACCAUGGUCUGCGCUGGCUACGAGGAGGGCGGGAAAUCGACGUGCGAGGGUGACUCCGGAGGACCCCUGGUGUGUCCAAGGGAGGACGGCCGCUACGUGUUGGCGGGAAGCACAUCAUUUGGUACAGAGUGCGCGGAGCCCGGUUACCCGCCUGUAUUCUCGAGAACCUCAACACGGCUCGAUUGGAUCAAGAGCAUCGCCGGAGAAACGCCCUGA
Ixodes scapularis (black-legged tick) is the source of this 570-nucleotide messenger RNA. RefSeq names its product trypsin-7-like. The transcript is spliced from 4 exons. Gene Ontology annotation, biological process: proteolysis. The record is from RefSeq and is a predicted model, not a curated record. Gene Ontology annotation, molecular function: serine-type endopeptidase activity. Bases 1 to 570 code for a protein of 189 amino acids. NCBI's taxonomy places the organism in Eukaryota, Metazoa, Arthropoda, Arachnida, Ixodida, Ixodidae.